Vitis vinifera (wine grape) is the source of this 357-nucleotide messenger RNA. RefSeq lists its product as uncharacterized. The record is from RefSeq and is a predicted model, not a curated record. Lineage: Eukaryota; Viridiplantae; Streptophyta; Magnoliopsida; Vitales; Vitaceae. The transcript has a single exon. Bases 1 to 357 code for a protein of 118 amino acids.
AUGGCGACUCAGCAACAAGGAGAAGAAGAUAAGCAAACACAGAGUCCCUCAACUACUGGCUGGAGAGAGUUGAUUGGACUACCGUACCAAAAGAUCAAAGAAAACAUAGAAGCUAACCGAUAUGUGUGGACUGCUUAUGUUGUUGUAUAUGGUGGAUUUGGUCUUUGGCUUACCUACAGAUGGAGAAAGCUUCGUAGGACUGAGGACAGGGUACGUGCCCUUCAAGAACGACUGCGCAAGCUUGCUGAAGCUAGAGAGCAGGCAGUCUCUGCCACAUCAGUUGAAAAGGCAGCUCCAGUUGAAAAGGCUGCACCAAUUGAAAAGGCUUCAUUGUUGGCUAAUAAAUCUCCCCAAUAG